Messenger RNA from Alnus glutinosa, 1206 nucleotides. RefSeq names its product GDSL esterase/lipase At2g30220-like. Lineage: Eukaryota; Viridiplantae; Streptophyta; Magnoliopsida; Fagales; Betulaceae. Bases 40 to 1122 code for a protein of 360 amino acids. Gene Ontology annotation, molecular function: hydrolase activity, acting on ester bonds. The record is from RefSeq and is a predicted model, not a curated record. The transcript has 3 exons.
CCACCAAUCCAGCAUCCCCCUAACGGAAUUCAAUCAAAAAUGGCCUCCCUUAUCUUCUUCGUCGGUAUAUUGGUACACGUUUCUAUGAUAUCCUUCAAAGCAUGCAACGCCAUAACAUUAACGCCCAAAAUUUCGCCAAAGUUUCCUGCCAUUUUCAUCUUUGGUGAUUCAACAGUAGAUUCCGGCAACAACAAUUAUUUUGAAACACUAGCUAAGGCCAACCACAAGCCAUACGGUCAAGACUUUCCGGGUCAUAUUCCUACAGGGAGGUUUUCUAAUGGAAAACUCGUUUCAGACUUCUUGGCCUCCAUGCUGGGGAUAAAAGAAACAGUUCCUCCUUUCUUGGAUCCAUAUCUAUCAGAUCGUGAACUCCAAACGGGUGUCUGCUUUGCAUCCUCCGGUUCCGGGUACGACGAUAUAACGCCGGAAGUAUCCCGAGUAAUUCCGGUGAGGAAGCAGGUUGAGCAGUUCGAGAUGUAUUUGGCGAGGCUUAAGGGAAUUGUGGGAGAAGAAGAAGCUAAGAAGAUAAUCAACGGAUCAUUGGUUAUUAUUAGUGCAGGAACUAACGACUUUAUUUUUAAUUUCUACGGCGCGCCGACAAGGAGGUUAGAAUUCGACGUUAGUGAAUACCAAGAUUUUCUUCAAAACAGGCUGCAAAACUUUGUUAAGCAACUAUACGAGCUGGGAUGCCGUAAAAUGCUUAUAGCUGGGCUUGUUCCAAUUGGUUGCUUGCCCAUUCAGAUGACCUUGAAGUUUCAGAAUCCGGAGGAUAGAAAGUGUAUAGAGAAUCAAAAUUUAGAUGCCAAAAUUUAUAACAGCAAGCUUGUUAAUCUAUUACCCCAAAUACAGGCACAGCUUCCAGAGAGUCAUAUUGCCUAUGCAGACGUGUAUGGGCCAUUGAGUGACAUGAUUAAUAACCCAACGAAGUAUGGUUUUGUAGAAACUAAGAGAGGGUGUUGUGGCACCGGGUUGAUAGAAUUCGGACCCUUGUGUACUCCGGAGACUCCAACAUGCGAGAUGGCUUCAAAGUACUUAUUUUGGGAUGCCGCUCAUCCAAUUGAACUGGCCUAUCGCUACAUUGCUGCAAUUCUUGUAAAGCAAGUCAUUCCCAAGUUAGUAUGAACACAGUCGUCAUUGGUUAGUUCAAUCGGAUAAAUAAGAACAGUUUAGAUGGAAAAUUACGUACGGUUCUUAUUAGAAUAUUAA